This is a messenger RNA of Coprinopsis cinerea okayama7#130, 1056 nucleotides long. RefSeq names its product mitochondrial carrier protein RIM2. The record is from RefSeq and is a predicted model, not a curated record. The coding region runs from base 1 to 1056 and encodes 351 amino acids. Lineage: Eukaryota; Fungi; Basidiomycota; Agaricomycetes; Agaricales; Psathyrellaceae. The transcript has 3 exons. Gene Ontology annotation, cellular component: mitochondrion. Gene Ontology annotation, molecular function: pyrimidine nucleotide transmembrane transporter activity. Gene Ontology annotation, biological process: pyrimidine nucleotide import into mitochondrion.
AUGGCCCAGGGCUCUCCGCAGCGCAAUGCGUCCCCUCAAGCUGCCUCAAAGGCACCAGCAUGGGCUCACCUCGUGGCAGGCGCCGGAGGGUUCGCCACAGCGGUCAUAACUUCCCCACUCGACGUCCUCAGAACUCGUCUCCAAUCCGACUUUUACUCUCUUCCUUCAAGUUCACAACCCUCGACCUCAACGGGCGCCUCGUCCAAACUCCGUCCACCAACGCCAGCGAACACCCGGCGCUUCCUGAGCACCUCCCUCCACCACGGCCUCUCUCCCUUCCGUUCCCUCUCUUCCAUCCUCCAAAACGAAGGCUGGCGCGGCUUCUACCGCGGCCUCGGCCCCUCCCUCGCAGGCGUCGUCCCAGGCAGCUCAAUAAAAUUCCACGUCUACGGAAACUCCAAAAUCUUCUGGGCAUGGGCACUCGGCCGCAACAACGCUCACGAACGCGACUCGACCAUCGUACAUGCCCUCUCAGCUAUGACAGCCGGUAUCACCACCGCGACAUGCACCAACCCCAUCUGGGUCGUCAAAACGCGGUUACAGCUCGACUCUGGGACGGCCAACGCCGCUGCGAGGAGAUAUAAAAACAGCUUUGACUGUGUGAGGCAGAUAUUGAGGCAGGAAGGGUUUAGAGGGUUGUAUCGGGGGUUGAGCGCGAGUUAUCUGGGGUCAAUAGAGACGGUGCUCCAUCUCGCACUGUAUGAGCAGCUCAAGCCUGUGCUUAGACGGUUCCUUGGAGACGUCAACGCCAACUCAGACUCGAGGUGGGAUACACUCAAGCUUUGGAUGAGCACCACAGGCGCUGCGGGUUCUGCCAAACUCACUGCUAGCUUGAUCACCUAUCCUCAUGAAGUUGUUCGAACCCGCCUCCGCCAAGCACCUUCAGUCAACGGUGUACCCAAAUACACGGGCCUAGUCCAAUGCUUCAAGUCCAUCUGGAAGGCUGAGCGCUUCGCUGGUCUCUAUGGAGGUCUGACACCUCACAUGGCUCGAUCCGUGCCUUCAGCCAUGAUCACCCUUGGCGUCUACGAGUUCGUCUUGAGCAGGCUUGGAUGA